CCUGUCUGCAUUCUACAACGACCCAGACGUUCUCCACCCGGUGCCUAUUCAUUUUCAGACUAGUAUUUCUUGGCCGGCCUUAGUUCAGUUUUAUCCGGGCAGGAAUGUAGACUAGUUGGGUGAACAUUCUAUUCAUACCAAAUAUGAAUCAUGCGAACAACUUUAUUUGGUAUCGUCCGCUUUGCAUAAAACUAUAUCAGUGAUGGUGCAGUUGCAUAGAGAACAACUAAAUAUGCCUGCAUACGAUGCAAGUUCAAAAAUAUCGUCAUUUAAGAACGAAUCAACUAUAACUAUACCAAUAGAAGAUGAGAAAAAGUAUCUUGUCGAGUUUACUCCUAAUGAUUCCGAUAACCCGAAAAACUGGUCUGGCUUGAAGAAAUGGUCAAUUGUUUUCGCAAUAACACUUAUCAACAUAUGCACCGGUUUAGCUAUGACUGUCUAUGCUAGCAUUGGAGACACACUAAAAAGGGAUACUGGUGCUAGUCAGCUUGAAUACAUCUCGGGUAUGACCACCUUUAUGAUUGCAGUUUCAUUGCUCCCGUUGAUUCUCUCCCCUAUGAGUGAAAGUUUCGGUAGGAGACAGAUAUAUGUCGUCACCGGUACUUUGCAUGCCUUACUUUUCUUGCCGCAAAUUUUAGUAAAGAACAUCGCGGUAAUCGUAGUAAUGAGAUUGCUACAAGGGGCAUGUAGCUCGGUUGGUAACACCCUCGUUGGCGGUAGUAUUGCCGACAUGUUCGAUGCCAGCGAUAGGGGUCUCCCUAUGGCUGUUUUUUCGUUGUUUGCCAUUGGAACACAAGGUGUGGGACCUUCCUGGAGCGGAUAUACUCAGAUGAACCUAGAUGGUGUCGGUGGAUUUGGAGGAUGGCAGUGGGCGCUCUGGAUAACUUUUAUAAUCAAUUGCAUUUCUUGCAUUGUUAGUAUACUCUUCUUGAAAGAGACUAGAGGGAACAUAAUUGUCAAACAUCGUGCAAAUUCUCUCAAAAAGAAGACCGGCUUGCCUUAUUAUGCGCCAGACACUGCGAAGUUCAAUGCUGCUGGCAUUGCAACAUCUCUCAAACGCUCUUACCAGCUUUUCGUCGAACCUAUUGUUUUCGCUUUGUCACUUUGGUGUGGUUUCUUAUGGGGAGUCGUUUAUUUAAUAUUGGCCGCAAUCCCUUGGACGUUCGAGAGAGCUUAUCACUUUAAUUCUGGUCAAUCGCACUUGGUAUUGAUCUCAAUAACGAUAGGUUCGGUUAUUGGAUUCCUGAGCAACUUCCAUCAGCAAUCGGUAUAUCGUAAUAGAGCAGCAAGAAGUACGAACAACAAAUGUGCGCCAGAAGUGCGUCUUUACUGGAGCUGUGCUGGUGGAUUACUCUUCUCUAUAGGUUGCAUUAUCAUGGCCUGGACAACAACAAGAGAUGUACACUUUACGAUACCGUGCAUAUUCGGAUUAGUAACCCUCAUUUGGGGUAUUUACGUCGUUUAUACCGCUUUAUUCAACUACUUGAGCGAUUGCUAUGAAACAUAUGCAAGCUCAGCACAGGCGGCAACUUCAGCGUUCCGCAAUUUCUUAGGUGCCAUAUUCCCUCUGUUUAGCAUGAAAAUGUAUGAGGGUAUGACAGCCCCAUGGGCAUCCACGUUGAUCGGAUUGCUUGGAUUUGCGCUGUCCAUUAUCCCAUUCCUUUUGAUAACAAAUGGAUCUAAGAUCCGUGCGAGAUCAAAGAUUGCGAGCCAACUUGCCAAGGAGGAAAGGGAAGCCGAACGAUCAACAUUCAGAAAUAUACCUACAUUAAGUAAAGUAUAAAACACCACGGACACCUAUAAGCUCGGACAUUAACUUAUUCUUAAUAAAUUACUUCGUGCAUUGUACAUAAUUAUAC
Molecule: messenger RNA, 1859 nt
Organism: Wallemia mellicola CBS 633.66
Lineage: Eukaryota; Fungi; Basidiomycota; Wallemiomycetes; Wallemiales; Wallemiaceae
Product: MFS general substrate transporter
Exons: 6
Coding region: 233-1783 (516 amino acids)
Biological process (GO): transmembrane transport
Cellular component (GO): membrane
Molecular function (GO): transmembrane transporter activity
Source: RefSeq, a predicted model, not a curated record